Messenger RNA from Centropristis striata (black sea bass), 3887 nucleotides. RefSeq names its product trans-golgi network protein 2 (gene tgoln2). The transcript is spliced from 4 exons. Lineage: Eukaryota; Metazoa; Chordata; Actinopteri; Perciformes; Serranidae. The coding region runs from base 121 to 1581 and encodes 486 amino acids. The record is from RefSeq and is a predicted model, not a curated record.
AACCGGACUUGUCAAAACCUCCAACCUGUCGACUGGCGUUUGUCACAACGGAUUCGUGUCGUGAGCUGAGCAGACGACAGACAGAUUAAAGAGAUUUAUUUUAAUUAGUCUGCGGUCACAAUGAGGACGGCUUCCUUUGUACUCACCAUAUUUCUGUGUUUCUGCUUCGUCAGAGGGGCUCCUGUAGGAGAACCUCCAGCAGACAGUGACACAGUUCUGCAGAAUGAAGGCAAAAGCCCAAAAUCGGAUGAUGGCAAUGACAAAUCAUUAGAAUCCAGAGCUGAUGGUGACCAAAAUUCUGCCAGUUCUAUUGGAGCAAACAAUAAUGAUGAACAAAAGGACAGUGACAAACCCCCAAAGACUGUACAAGCAACAGAAAAUGAAAAUAAACCUGUUGAAAAACAACCAGGUGGUGAAGUAAAGCAGGGUGAUACUAGCCAGGAAGGACCAGUCAAACCUAUACAAGGCAACAAUGAACAAGGAGUAUCAAACACACAAGGUGGCGAAAGUAAUGAAAAAAAAACGACAGCUGUGAAUAAUGAAAAAGCGAAGAGUAAUCCCACUGAUAAAGGGCCUACAUUCACAAAAGGACCAGCCAAGAGUCUUGAAGAGUCAGGAGGGGAAGGCAAAAUGCCAGGAGCAAAGGGACCCAAGGAGUCAGAGCCACCUGAAAACGCUGACAAAGACGCCACAGAGGGAGAUAACGCCAAGAAAGGCGAGACGACAGUAGACAACGGCAAUAAAAAAAACACGGAAGGAGAUGAUGGCAAGAAAGGCAACACGGAUGGAGAUGAUGGCAAGAAAGGCAACACGGGAGGAGAUGAUGGCAAGAAAGGCAACACGGAAGGAGAUGAUGGCAAGAAAGGCAACACGGAAGGAGAUGAUGGCAAGAAAGGCAACACGGAAGGAGAGGAUGGCAAGAAAGGCAACACGGAAGGAGAGGAUGGCAAGAAAGGCAACACGGAAGGAGAGGAUGGCAAGAAAGGCAACACGGAAGGAGAGGAUGGCAAGAAAGGCAACACGGAAGCAGAGGAUGGCAAGAAAGGCAACACGGAAGGAGAGGAUGGCAAGAAAGGCAACACGGAAGGAGAGGAUGGCAAGAAAGGCAACACGGAAGGAGAGGAUGGCAAGAAAGGCAACACGGAAGGAGAGGAUGGCAAGAAAGGCAACACGGAAGGAGAGGAUGGCAAGAAAGGCAACCCGGAAGGAGAUGAAGACGACGUCAACGCAGAAGUCGACGGCGGCAACGAAGAAGUAGACGGCGUCAACGCAGAUGGAGACAACGACGAUGUCUUUGACAGUAAGAAAGAUGAGAAAGAAGUAGUCGACAGCAAGAAAGAUGAGAAAACACAAGGCACCAAUAAGGACAAAACUCCAUAUGAGCCAUUUGGCAUAAAGGACGAGGCAGAAAGCAGCCACUUCUUCGCCUACCUCGUCUCUACAGCUGUGCUGGUUGCCGUGCUUUACAUCACUUACCACAACAAGCGCAAGAUAAUUGCAUUUAUGUUGGAAGGAAAGAAAUCCAGAUCCACACGUCGACCUAAAUCCACAGAAUACCAGAAGCUGGAACAGCAUAUGUAAUCUCAAGUCAUUCUCUUGAAGCCAUUGCCUCGAGCAGCUGAAUACACUGGGGGUUGUGUGAGAUGAAUGAAAGGAUCCUGGUGUUAGAUAUUUUCCUAGUGCACUCUGCAUUGAUUUCACCUUGUGUUACAUAGACAGUCUUCUAUUUUAUAACCGUAGAUGCUUAUCAUAUGACUAUGCAGAUGACACUGUUGCCUUAUUGAGGGAAUUAGUGAAAUGCAGUGAAAGUAAAAUAAGCAUGCUGUUUUUGCACUUGUGUCGUUAAUCCACUUUUAAGGCAAUCUUGUCAUUUGACCUGACUAAGGUCCGGCACUCAGGAUAUUUCAGUAGCAGAUGAAAAAUAUUAACUGUUUGGAUUCCAGACUUGUUUGUGCAGUACAUUAGUGAUCACACUGUGCACUAAAGAAGCCAUUUGAAUCUUUGUAAAAUACUUCCGUUUUUUCGAGGUUAUUUUAAAAAUGUCUAUUAGUUAAAAUGUAUUAGGGGUUUAGAUGUACUAAAGUAUCACAUGGGAUUUCUGCUCGUGUUCAUAACCAUAAUGGUGUUGGCCGGAUGAAUGUAGCAAACUUUAUUUUCCAAAUGAGAUGCAUACAUAUACAGUCUGUGUUUAAAGCAAUAGUUUUGGAAUAUGCACUGAUUUCCUUUCUUGCUAAGAGUUAGACAAUACCACUCUCAAAUAUUUCCAGUAUAUUAAACAUUAAAGAUACAGCUCUCCCUAAAAUCAAAUACACUUUUUUCCCCCUCUUGCCUGCAGAGCUUUUUAUCGAUCUAGAUUGUUUUAGUGUGACUGUAAUGAAACUAGAUGGUACUUGGCUUGUAGAAAAACCCAGAAAAACUCGACAGCAAUGUCUCUUUCCAGCACUGAUGUCCAUGUUAUUCAGGGACAUCAUUGCAAUUAAUCCCACUCCUCCUGAGGUUAGGAUAGCCCUUUGGUCAGGGGAUAAGACCUAAACAAAUAAUGUUCUACCAAUCCCAGUGCUUAAAUGCUGCAAUGCGUGGGUCUUACAUUGGAAAGGAGUGGGAUUCAAAAUAACGCGAUAAUUCAAUAUAAUCUGCAGACCUUGUUGUGAGAUAAACUAUUUUCUUUCAAGAAUAGACCUCAAUAUAAGGUAUGUGGAUUAUUUUGUGUAACCGGGUCCUGACUUCUUGAAAGAGACAAGCUAAGAGCCAGACAGACAUCUCUAGAGUUGAUAUCUCCAACGCUCAGCAGCUCACACCAAAACAAUCUAGAUUGCAAAAUAGCACUAUGGGGAAGAGGAAAAUAUAUAUGUUUUAUUUUUAUUUUGGGGUGACCUGUCCCUUUAAGACUACCACCAACUGCCAGUAAAAUUAAUAUAUCAUAAGAGCUGGAAUUGAGGCCCUAACAGUUAGCCUUGGCAGAAAAGGAACAAGCAUAUUUCCCAAAAUGUUGAACUAGUCUCUUAAGAUAAAAUUAAACAACUGCAUGACAUUAUAGCUGCUGCUGGGGUUGACCACACAUGUAAACACCUUUUUUUUUAUUUAUCAAGAUUCAGUGUCCUGGAAAACAAUCUGUUCACCACAAUCUAAGGUUAAAGCAUGACUGUGCAACACCUCUGUGGCUUCCUCUUUAAGAGGAACACAUCCAACUUGUACUACUUGUUGCUUAACUUGAAACCACUGUCUGACAUUUUGCAACCUUAAACCUGUUUUUUUCAGAGGAAGUUGGAAACAAGCUGCUCUACUUUGACUGUUGGUGGGAAACUAUUGGAAAAAAUAUGCAUCUCUGAGGAAAGGUUAAAUAGGGAUACAUUAGAUUAAAUCCUCUAGAGUAGAUGUGUAUUUGUGUUCAGAGAUGAGACUUGUGCCAAAUUAUGAACGAUUUUACUGUGAUUCAAUGUGUGAUUCUUGUAUUGUGCCUGUUCGCUAAAUUAACAAUUAUAUUUGUAUUGGCCGAUUAUCAUAAUAUAUGAAAAGCCCGUUCUGUAAAAAAUAAAAUAAAUUUAAGCGUAUUGUUUCUUGGAGGAAUCAAAAGUCCAUAUUAAGUCUCAAGAUAUAUAUUUUUAUUGCUGAAUCUGCAGAAAAGUGCAGCAUUUUGUAGUUGAGUGAAAUAAGAACCAGAAAUAAUUAUUUCAUACAGUCUCGCAGUUGACAUGAGAAAAGCAUGUUUUCAGGAUGAACAUAUAGCUAAAUUACUAGGUAUUUAUUUCAGUUUGUUGUGAAUGGCUGUCCAUAAAAACAUCCUGCUGUCCGUCAAGUGUUUUAUUGCACAACUAUGUGUCUGUUAAACAAAAUUUAAAUGAGUAUUGAUUCUGAAAUAAAAGCUUUUUGUAUUUUCUAGCCUCAAA